GGCGUUCGCGUUCCUCCUAAUCCCACCCGAAUUCUUGACGAGUGGGGCUUAGGGGAGGAACUCUCUCGAUAUGGCUCAACAACUACGAGCAGCGAGUGUUUUUCUAUGGACACUGGAGAUCUCCUUGGUCAUAUCACGUGGCAGGAAGCGGUAAUGGACGAGAUUGGUGCCCGCUUCUAUUUGAUGCAUUACCAAGAUCUACAUAAUAUAUUUUACAGAGCGGCGACCUCCGCAGGGAUUCAUAUAUCAUUUAGCACGCCUGUGAUCCAAGUGGAAGUGCACCCUCCCGGAGUUCGCCUUGCCGCUGGCGAGGUGAUCCGCGCUGAUUUGAUUGUAGGAGCGGAUGGCGCAGACGGUAUCACCCGUGAGGUUGUCGAAAGGUGCAGAGUCGAAGACACCAUUGGCGAAAUGAGUUUCGGUAUGCAUGUAAAUCACCACUUCUCAGACUGUGUGCAGCCCUUAUUCAUCACCGCUAGUGCAACGAUUUCGAGAGAGCAGCUCAAAAAGGAUCCCGAACUUGACGCUUUUACGCGCGCAGAGUGCGGGGGACCACAGGUAAGGCGUGCCCCAUAG
This is a messenger RNA of Pisolithus orientalis, 573 nucleotides long. RefSeq lists its product as uncharacterized. Gene Ontology annotation, biological process: secondary metabolite biosynthetic process. The transcript is spliced from 3 exons. Lineage: Eukaryota; Fungi; Basidiomycota; Agaricomycetes; Boletales; Pisolithaceae. Gene Ontology annotation, molecular function: monooxygenase activity; FAD binding. The annotation marks the transcript as partial. The record is from RefSeq and is a predicted model, not a curated record.